AUGCUGCGCACCUUUGUUCUGUUCGGUGCCUGCUUGGCAACGUUGGACCUCAGCUAUAAGCCCACGCCUAACCAAAAGAAGGCAGAAAUUGAAGAACGAAUUAAGCACUUGAUGGAUAUGAAGUUUUUGAUUCCGCCGAAGGACAGUGAACGCAUUGAGAUAAAACUGGAUAAGGAAGAAGAGCUACCGGAAGAGUAUGUUGAACUACUACUAGCGUUCGAACAAACGCAUGUAAUUGCUGAAAUGUGCUUGUUACCAAAUUUUAAUCUGCUAGGUCCUUCAGUUUUUUCGUCACAGGUUUGA
Molecule: messenger RNA, 303 nt
Organism: Strongylus vulgaris
Lineage: Eukaryota; Metazoa; Nematoda; Chromadorea; Rhabditida; Strongylidae
Source: the annotation of a GenBank genome assembly